AUGGGCCCGAAGGGAAUAGGCGUCUCAAACCUUCCGAAUGUGAAGUACAGGAACUUUUGUAAGGCCGGUAUCGACUUCAACAUUAUGACAGUAGGCUCUAGCGGACUAGGAAAGACGUCUUUCAUCAACCAGAUGCUUGGUGUAUCUGUUCUUCCGGCAAACCCAUUUGCCGAUUCAUCAAGCUCCAUAUGCACCGGUGAUGCCUCAUCAGCACAUAUGGCUUCAGAGAGUGCCAAAUACUUACACAAAAACUCAGCUCUCAACAUCCAGGUUUCGAAAUUCUUUGUGAUGGAGAACGGAUUCCAAACACGUGUCACCAUCACCGAAGUUGAUGGCAUUGGAGAUAGUGUGAACAAUAACGGUUGCUGGGAGCCUGUUGCUGAUUUGUUGCAAGAAAACUUCAAAGACUUCAUGCAUCAGGAAAGAAGAAGUGUCAGGUCGCUCAUCAAGGACAAGCGGAUCCACUUGUGCCUGUACUUUCUGGAGCCAAAUCCAACACAUGUAAGAAUGGCAGACAUCUACACAAUGAAGGAAAUAUCAAAGAUGUGCAAUCUGAUCCCGAUAAUUGCAAAAAGCGACCUUCUGAACGAUGCAGAGCGAGCAGAGUGCCAUGAAACAGUUACAGGCAUUCUUUCUUCAGAGGAAAUCGACACGUUCUGUUUGGAGUCCAGGCAUGAUGACAAUCAGAAAGCACGAUGCCCGUAUUUUGUGAUAUCUGGCAACAUGGGGUUUGAGGACGGGCAUAACCAUAAGAGAGAGUAUCCAUGGGGCAUUAUGGAUCUUCACAAAACUGCAUGGAAUGACUUUUACUUCCUUGUGGACUCGCUGAUAUCAAAAAACCUGAUCAACCUUGUCAGGGCCACAGAAACCUUCUACGACGAUUAUAGGGCUCGGGAGAUCGGCAAGGCAGUGACCAGUGAGUCCGAGGCUCUUAAACAGGACGACAUCAAGCUUACAAAGGAAAUCCAGAAGAAAAUCAAAGAAGAUGAAAGGAUAAUCAUGGAGUUGAGAUCAAGGCUACUGGAAAAGAAGAGGGCAUACGAAGCAAAGCUUCUCCAGAUGCACAUCAAUCGAAUCGAUAAAAAAUAA
Messenger RNA from Ordospora pajunii, 1089 nucleotides. RefSeq names its product septin. NCBI's taxonomy places the organism in Eukaryota, Fungi, Microsporidia, Ordosporidae. Gene Ontology annotation, biological process: intracellular protein localization; cytoskeleton-dependent cytokinesis. Gene Ontology annotation, cellular component: microtubule cytoskeleton; septin complex; cell division site. The transcript has a single exon. The record is from RefSeq and is a predicted model, not a curated record. Gene Ontology annotation, molecular function: molecular adaptor activity; GTPase activity; GTP binding. Bases 1 to 1089 code for a protein of 362 amino acids.